AUGUUUUCUUUUGGUAUAUUAAAAAAAUCGAAUAAAGAGGAGGAGGAGGAAAAUCAGGAUAAAAAUGAAGAAGAAACUAAAGACAUAGAAACUGAAAAAAAUGAUAACAAUGGGGAAGGAUCAUCUAAUGAUCAAGUAAAACCAGAAAAUGAUAAUGUAGAAAAUGAAGAGAAGACUACUGAUACUAAAGCACCAAAUAAGAGAGUCAGAAAACAGACUAGACGAGGUAGAAAGAGUGCUAAAGAGGAGGAGAAAAAAGAAAAUGAAGAGAACCAAGAAGAGAAAAUCGAAAUUGAAGAGAAAAAAGAAGUUGAGGAAAAAAAAGGAAGACGAGGAAGAAAAGAAGCUGUAACGAAAAGAGGCAAAAAAGGACAGGAAGUUGACAAUGAAGAAAAGGACGAAGAAACAAAGAAAGACAUUGAUAUAAAAAAGGAAGAAAAAACUGAAGUAGCAGAAAAGGAUAAGACAGAAAAUGAUAAAUUAGAAAAUGAUUUAACAAAAGAAAUUAAAAUGGCUGAAGAGUUAAAAGAUAAAGAUGCCAAAGCAAGUGCAUUAACACUUGAAAUAUUAGGGGAUAUUCCAAAUGCCGAUUUAAAACCACCAGAAAAUAUAUUGUUUGUUUGUAAAUUAAAUCCUAUAACUGAAGAAGAAGAUUUAAAAACAAUAUUUUUAAGAUUUGGUCCUAUAAUUUCAUGUAAUAUUGUAAAGGAUAAAGUAACAAAUAAUUCGCUUCAAUAUGCAUUCAUCGAAUUUGAAAAAAAAGAAGAUUGUUUAAAUGCUUACUUUGAAAUGGAUAAUGUUGUUAUAGAUGACAGACGCAUACAUGUUGAUUUUUGUCAGUCCUUAUCAAAAUAUAAAUCAGAUAUGUCUAAAUGGAAAAUGGACAAUACGGAUUUAUUUGAUCGUAUUAAAAAUACAAAUUUUAGUGAUCCAAAUCUUAAAGGAAAUAAAAACGAUGAAGAUGAUAGUAUAAGAGUAUUUAAAUAUGAAAGUGAUAAUAACAAAUCAAAUAAAGAUGAAAAAGAGAGAAAAGAAAAUGAUGACGAUAAACGCAAUAGAAGUAUUAGUAAAUAUGAUUAUAAUAAAAAAAGAAAUAUUGGCUAUACAAGAUAUAAUAAUGAUAAAUAUUAUAAUGGUCCAUACCCAUAUAGAAGAAAUUCCUUUAAAUAUAGAUAUAAUAAUAACUAUAAAAUGGGAAGUGGUGGACCUAGUAAAAACUAUUAUUAUAGAAAAAAUUUUAAUAAUUAUCAUGAUCGAAAUGAUUAUUAUUAUAAUAAACAUUCUGGAAGAAACAAUAGUAUAAUAAAUAAAAAAUAUUAUGGAUAUAAAAAUAAUGGUCAUGAAAAUGAUGGCGAUACGAAAUAUAAUAAAUAUAGAAAAGAAGCUCGAAGUCAUUCUUCAUAUAAUUCUCAACAUAAAAAUAAAAAUGAAACUUUAGAUAAGAAUAAAAAAGAAUAUUCACAAGACCGUGAUGAUAAUAAUGAUGAUCCAAAUUAUGAAUAUUCUAAGCAAAGCAAAAAAGGAAAGGAAAAAGAUGAUGGUCACAAUGACUCAGAAAGUGUAGGGGGUGAUCAAAAAAAAUAUUAUGAUAAUAAAAAUAAAGACCAUGAUGAUUAUAAUCAAAAAACAAAUAAAUUUAAAAGCAAUAGGAAUAGUGAAAGAAAUAAUUCCGAAUAUGGUAACCGAAAAAAUUAUGAUGACUAUAAAAAAAUGAAUGACGAUAAAUAUUAUUAUGAUAAAAAAAGAAAAUAUAAUGAUGAAUAUUAUAGGAAUAAUGACAAUUAUAGAAAGGACUAUUACAAGGAUAAAAAUCCAUACGAAAAAAGACAAAAAAUGUACGAUGGAAAUAAGUAUGGUGAUAAAUACGACAAAAAAAAUUAUGAUAAUGAUAAUAAAUAUCGUAACGAAGAUUACAAGAAUAGAGAAAAUGGAUAUGACAAAUACAGGGACGAUAAAUAUAAGGAUGAUAAGUAUAGGGAUGACAGAUACAAAGAUGAUAAAUAUAGAAAUGAUAAAUAUAGAGAUGAUAAAUAUAGAGAUGAUAAAUAUAGGGAUGAUAAAUACAAAGAUGAUAGAUACAAAGAUGAUAGGUACAAAGAUGAUAGAUACAAAGAUGAUAGAUACAAAGAUGAUAGAUACAAAGAUGAUAGAAACAGAGAUGAUAGAAACAGAGAUGAUAAAUAUAGGGAUAAUAGAUAUAAAGAUGACAGAAAUAAGACCGAUAAAUAUAAAAACAACGAUAAGUAUAACGAUAAAUAUGAUUCAUAUGAAAAAAAUGACGAUGAUUAUAACAAAAAGUAUAAUAAAAGCAACAAAUUAGAUAAUAAUACGUCAAAUUAUAGAGAUGAUAAAAAAUAUAACUAUAAAGACAAAAAAUACUAUGAUGAGAAAAAUACGAAAUCUUAUUAUGACAAUAAAGAUACAAAAGCAAAAUAUAAAGAUUCAAACAAAACUAAAGGAAGAUUUAAUUCCGUUGAUAGUGCCAAUAGUUCCAAUGAUAGAUAUGUAUCAAAAAAUAAAAAAGAAAAAACAAACGAUAAAUAUUCUUCAAAAGACAAAAAAAUUGAUAAAAAACGAAAUGAUGAUUAUUAUAAUAAAUCAAUGUCAAAAAAUUCGUAUGAUGCCAAAACGAAUUCAGUCAAUUCAUCUUAUUAA
Plasmodium yoelii is the source of this 2655-nucleotide messenger RNA. RefSeq names its product peptidyl prolyl cis-trans isomerase. Gene Ontology annotation, cellular component: nucleus. Gene Ontology annotation, molecular function: RNA binding. The transcript has a single exon. The record is from RefSeq and is a predicted model, not a curated record. The coding region runs from base 1 to 2655 and encodes 884 amino acids. Lineage: Eukaryota; Apicomplexa; Aconoidasida; Haemosporida; Plasmodiidae.